CUCUGCAUCUCAGCCAUCUCCUUCUCUCCCAGGCAGGCAGACCUCCUGAGCAGCAGCACCAGCCACGAUGAACCGAGCCAGCGGCAUGUCCAGCGCCUUCUCCGGGCGCUCCUUUGGUUCUGGAGGCACGGGUGGAGUCCGGGUCCAGAGGCAGUAUGCUUCCAGCGUGCAUGCUGGUGCAGGUGGAAGCGGAUCAAGGAUCUCAGUGUCCUCUGGUGGUUAUGGAGCUGGAGGUGGUGGUUAUGGAGCUGGAGGUGGUGCAGGAAGCAGCUACAGCUUUAGUAUUGGAGGGGGUUCAGGCUUUGGCGCAGGGGGCGACAUGGAUCUUCAUGUUGGGACCAACGAGAAGGCCACCAUGCAGAACCUGAAUGACCGUCUGGCCUCUUACCUUGAGAAGGUGCGUAAACUUGAGGCGGCCAAUGCUGAGCUGGAGCUGAAGAUCCGACAGUACAUGGAGCACAAAGCCGGCCCUGCCGCCCGGGACUACUCCGCUUAUGAGGCCACCAUUGAAGACCUGCGGAAAAAGAUCCAGGAUGCUAUUAUGGUGAACUCAGGCAUCAAUCUGGAAAGGGAAAACGCUGGCCUGGCUGCAGACGACUUCAGGGUCAAGUAUGAAAGUGAGCUGGGCAUGCGCCAGUCAGUGGAGGCAGACAUUGCUCAACUAAAGAGAGUUCUGGAUGAGCUGACGCUGAGCAGGUCUGACCUGGAGAUGCAGAUCGAAGGCCUCAAAGAGGAGCUGAUCUUCCUUAAGAAGAACCACGAGGAGGAAAUGGCAUCAAUGAGGACCCAAAUGAGCGGCCAGAUCAAUGUGGAGGUGGACGCCAAGCCACAGCAGGACCUGAGCAAGAUCAUGGAAGAGAUGCGUGAGCAGUACGAGGCCGUGGCUGCCAAGAACCAGAGAGAGCUUCAGAACUGGUUCGAUUCAAAGACAGAGACGCUGACCGUGGAGAUCGCUGAGAGCACAGAGAAUCUACAUUCGUCCAAAUCAGAGAUCAGUGAACUUCGUAAGACGCUGCAAGGCCUGGAGAUUGAGUUACAGUCACAACACAGCAUGAAAGCGAGCCUGGAAGGCACCUUGGCUGACACACAGAGCCGAUACGCCAUGAAGCUCCAAGGCCUCCAGCUGCAGGUGACGAGCCUGGAGGCCCAGCUGGUGCAGCUGCGCGCCGACAUGGAGCGCCAGGACCAGGAGUACAAGAUGCUGCUCGACAUCAAGACACGACUGGAGAUGGAGAUCGCAGAAUACAGGAGGCUGCUGGACGGAGAGGCCGGCACCGGUUCCAGUUCCAGCACCUCCACCUCCACCACUACCAAAAAGGUCAUCGUGGUCACGGAGGAGAUAAAGGAUGGCAAGGUGGUCUCAUCAUCAACCUCAAAGUCAUAACCGGGUUCACAGAAAACACACCAGAGUACCUGCAGGCACAGAGUCAGCACCACUUCCUGUAGUUACUCAUGUGAACAAAAUAAAAGCCUCAGAGUCUC
Nothobranchius furzeri (turquoise killifish) is the source of this 1482-nucleotide messenger RNA. RefSeq names its product keratin, type I cytoskeletal 13. The record is from RefSeq and is a predicted model, not a curated record. Lineage: Eukaryota; Metazoa; Chordata; Actinopteri; Cyprinodontiformes; Nothobranchiidae. Gene Ontology annotation, cellular component: cytoskeleton. Gene Ontology annotation, molecular function: structural molecule activity.